Messenger RNA from Caenorhabditis briggsae, 441 nucleotides. The record is from RefSeq and is a predicted model, not a curated record. The transcript has 4 exons. The coding region runs from base 1 to 441 and encodes 146 amino acids. NCBI's taxonomy places the organism in Eukaryota, Metazoa, Nematoda, Chromadorea, Rhabditida, Rhabditidae.
AUGGACAUCCGUCACAGAAUCGCUCUCAUCCUGCACUUGUGUCUUAUUCCACUAACCGCUGCUAUGGUCCUUGUCUCCUCUCUGGCCGUAUUCACUCGAGCGAUGCGCAAACAAACAUCCAUCAUUAUCUUGAUCUUGAUCAGUUGGAUUGUGUUCUUCACACUUAUUACUGAUGUAGCUCUCAGGUUCAACAAGGUUUCAAACAGCUGCAUCCCAAGUACAAAAAUCACUAUAACUUAUAAUAAUCACUGGCAAGUUUGGAUCACUUUCGCAUCUCUUCUCAUUGCUUUCUUUAUCACUCAAAUUUUUGCUUUCGGUGGAUAUUUCCGCCCAAUGAUCACUAUGCUCUCAUUUGAGGGACAUCAUCAAAGAUAUGACUAUCCUAGAGUCAGCCAUCUGGAGAAAAAUAUGGUAUCUGUGAAGGAAAUUGAUAAUUUCUAG